AUGUACCGGACCUAGUGUGCGGCGGAGCACUGUAACCGGGUAGUGGGACCAUUGUAGUUGAGGCCCGUUGUAGCUAUCUUUAGUCCAGUGCGCAGUCGUGCACGCAUCACAUCUAGAAUUUGAGCUCACUUUGUCUAAGUUUUGAUAUCCUGAGGGAUUCGUUAGGUGAAAAUCGAGACGCAUUACCUAGAACUGCUUACGUUGUAGCAGGGACACAAGCAGACCAAGCCAAGAAAAAUAAAAUUUUUGUCAUCAAGAAUGAGCAAUCCACCAGCAGCUAACAACCAGCAGCUAGCUCCCGGCCAUGGGACCUCGCCUCUCCGCGUAAUUAACUAUCCGCUGACGCCCAUCUUCAAUCAGACAAGCCCGGGCCCCAGCCAGCUGCCGCCCGUCCGCCAGACGUUGCGCCUGGAAGGAAUGGAUUUUUGGAAGAAUCACUUGCUAUAUGCGUUUGAGGCUGCGUGUGCCGGCAAAUCGAUGGAAGACAUCGCGGUGAUCGCCACAGCGGCAGCUGCGACCGUGGCCAGAGAGGCGAGGAAUGAGGCGCUGGAUGUCACGGAAGAAGGUAAGGAAAAAGCCAAGAAGCCACCUCAUGAACUUUACGUACCUUGAAGGCAUGGCAACGAAAAGCCAGCGAGAGAAUCAUCCGUGACACAUGAUGAUAGAAACUAGUCACUUCGCUGAGAGGGCAAGGAUCACAGAUACGUCACAGCCGCAGUGCGUCGGCAAUGCUACAUCAUUGAAGGAUUAAUUUAAAAGCUUUGAACGUAAUGAGCUUUUUGGCACACAUAGUGUGACCAACAUGUUUUUGAGCGAGUCCACCCGGCAGGAUUUGAUGCUUUAAUCGAAAACACUGACCACCGGUUAGAGCCAGCAUCAUCACAGGAGAACCAUUUUUAAGCCAAUGCGGUCAAUUAUCUAGGCUGCGGUUAGCUUUCCAUUCCGAGAAAAUAACAUCCUGUCAUUGCAUUUUGAAUCCAAUACCAUGUUCCGUGAGAACUAAACUCUGCUUUAACUAAACUUGUAUUGAAGAGGAACGUACUACUAAGCUCGCAAAUACUUUGCAUAUAGUUCCUAUAUUUAUUUUAUUCAUUUUCCUACAGUCCCAUUGAGCGUAAAUACGUCCAUUUUACAUUCUGUAUUCUAAAAAGCUUUAGAUUCAUCUGAUUUUCUUUUUUUUCUAUAACCAAAAUUUUCUUGUGGAGAAUAUUCAAUGGAGGUGCUAAUGCCUCUUGGUUCAAGGAAGAAAGUGUCCUGGUGAUGAAAAUGAUAAUGCC
Messenger RNA from Bemisia tabaci, 1277 nucleotides. The record is from RefSeq and is a predicted model, not a curated record. Lineage: Eukaryota; Metazoa; Arthropoda; Insecta; Hemiptera; Aleyrodidae.